Molecule: messenger RNA, 2773 nt
Organism: Neomonachus schauinslandi (Hawaiian monk seal)
Lineage: Eukaryota; Metazoa; Chordata; Mammalia; Carnivora; Phocidae
Gene: RNF220
Product: ring finger protein 220
Exons: 15
Coding region: 139-1839 (566 amino acids)
Biological process (GO): protein ubiquitination
Molecular function (GO): ubiquitin protein ligase activity; metal ion binding
Source: RefSeq, a predicted model, not a curated record
UUCUCCCAAGGAAUUUCCACGGUCUUAGAAGGGGAUGAUUCCCCAGUAAUAUCCCCUGCCCUGAUCCAAGGUGCUGCUCGGCCUCCCUCCCAGGGAAGACUGCUUCUUGUGUGACACGAGCCUAAGAAAGAGACUCCGAUGGACUUACACCGGGCAGCCUUCAAGAUGGAGAACUCAUCCUACCUCCCCAACCCGCUGGCAUCCCCAGCACUGAUGGUCCUGGCGUCCACGGCUGAGGCCAGCCGUGAUGCUUCCAUCCCUUGUCAGCAGCCACGACCCUUUGGUGUACCUGUCUCAGUAGACAAGGACGUGCAUAUUCCAUUCACCAACGGUUCCUACACCUUUGCCUCUAUGUACCAUCGGCAAGGUGGGGUGCCAGGCACUUUUGCCAAUCGUGAUUUCCCCCCUUCUUUACUACACCUCCACCCUCAGUUUGCUCCCCCAAAUCUAGAUUGCACCCCAAUCAGUAUGCUAAAUCAUAGUGGAGUGGGGGCUUUCCGUCCCUUCGCUUCCACUGAGGACCGGGAGAGUUAUCAGUCAGCCUUCACGCCGGCCAAGCGACUUAAGAACUGCCAUGACACAGAGUCUCCCCACUUGCGCUUCUCAGAUGCAGAUGGCAAGGAAUAUGACUUUGGGACACAGCUGCCAUCUAGCUCCCCCGGUUCACUUAAGGUUGACGAUACUGGGAAGAAGAUUUUUGCUGUCUCUGGCCUCAUUUCGGAUCGGGAAGCCUCUUCUAGCCCAGAGGAUCGGAAUGACAGAUGUAAGAAAAAGGCAGCAGCUUUGUUUGACAGCCAGGCCCCUAUUUGCCCCAUCUGCCAGGUCCUGCUAAGGCCCAGUGAGUUGCAGGAGCAUAUGGAGCAAGAACUUGAACAGCUGGCCCAGCUGCCUGCCAGCAAGAAUUCCCUUCUGAAGGAUGCCAUGGCUCCAGGCACCCCCAAGUCCCUCCUGUUGUCUGCUUCCAUCAAGAGAGAAGGAGAGUCUCCAACAGCGUCACCACACUCCUCCGCCACUGAGGACCUGCACCACUCAGACAGAUACCAGACCUUCCUGCGAGUGCGAGCCAACCGGCAGACCCGACUGAAUGCUCGGAUUGGGAAAAUGAAACGGAGGAAGCAAGAUGAAGGGCAGAGGGAAGGCUCCUGCAUGGCCGAGGAUGAUGCUGUGGACAUCGAGCAUGAAAACAGCAACCGCUUUGAGGAGUAUGAGUGGUGCGGGCAGAAGCGGAUACGGGCCACCACUCUCCUGGAAGGUGGUUUCCGAGGCUCUGGCUUCGUCAUGUGCAGUGGCAAAGAGAAUCCGGACAGCGACGCUGACCUGGAUGUGGAUGGGGAUGACACUCUGGAGUAUGGGAAGCCGCAAUACACGGAGGCUGACGUUAUCCCCUGCACAGGCGAGGAGCCUGGUGAAGCCAAGGAGAGAGAGGCACUCCGGGGCGCAGUCCUAAAUGGCGGCCCUCCCAGCACACGCAUCACGCCUGAGUUUUCUAAAUGGGCCAGUGACGAGAUGCCAUCUACCAGCAACGGUGAGAGCAGCAAGCAGGAGGCCAUGCAGAAGACCUGCAAGAAUAGUGACAUCGAGAAAAUCACCGAAGAUUCAGCUGUGACCACGUUUGAGGCCCUGAAGGCUCGGGUCAGGGAACUUGAACGGCAGCUAUCCCGUGGGGACCGUUACAAAUGCCUCAUCUGUAUGGACUCCUACUCGAUGCCCCUAACGUCCAUCCAGUGUUGGCAUGUGCACUGCGAGGAGUGCUGGCUGCGGACCCUGGGUGCCAAGAAGCUCUGCCCUCAGUGCAACACCAUCACGGCACCCGGAGACCUGCGGAGAAUCUACUUGUGAGCUGGCCCCCCCGGUGGGCCGUGCCUCGAGCAGCCCCACCUGCCUGCCUCUGUGACGUGACCCUCCCCCCUUGUACAUACUCGCACACAGGUUCCCCGUGUACAGACAUGCGCGCGCGCACACAUACACACACACACACACACAGGACUCUGGAGCCAGAGUGGAGGCUGAGGCCCAGGCCCUGCCUGCUGGCUGCCACCAAGACUGGGGACCGUACCUAUUCCAGGUUCUGUCCCCAGGGUGGGGCAAGGAGGUGGAGGUGAGGGGGAGUAGUGGGGCAAGGCUCCUGAGAUCCAGCCCCCAGACUGACAGACGGACAGACAGACAUGCAAACACCAGACUGAAGCACAUGUAAUAUAGACUGUGUAUGUUUACAAUGUUGUGUAUAAAUGGGACAAUUCCUCACCCUCCACUCCAUGCCCUCCCCUUUGGUUGUAUGAUUUUCUUCUUUUUUUAAGAACACCUGGAAGCAGUGCCCCCUUCAGGGCUGGCUGGGGGCUCGGCCCAUCCACCUCUCAGGGCGCCUGCCUCUCUCCCCGCCAUGGUAUCCCUUUCCCUCUCCCAUGUGCUCAGUGUUCAGUGGUGUAUUAUUUCUUCCCCCAGACAUGGGCCACAUGCCCCAAGGGACACGAUCCUCUCCUUAGUCUUAGCUCCUAGGGCUCUUUAUAAGGAAUUGGGGGAGGGGGGAGACACAGGAAAUGGGAACCGAGCUAAAGCAGGGGCUGAGACUGGGGCUGGAUGAAUGUGCUCCUGGUUGCCCAGCCUUCUGCCAAGAACCAUUCCUGGGAUUAGAACUGCUGUUCCCAGGGAAAGUGGUCUCCCCCACCCCUCCCACAUGGGCCCCACGGUGUGAUGCUGUGUCUGUAUAUUCUAUACAAAGGUACUUGUCCUUUCCCUUUGUAAACUACAUUUGACAUGGAUUAAACCAAUAUAA